AUGUCGGCUCAGGGCGGUUGCCUCAGUCUGAUCAAAUACUUCCUCUUCGUUUUCAACCUCUUCUUCUUCGUCCUGGGCAGCCUCAUCUUCUGUUUUGGCAUCUGGAUCCUCGUUGACAAGACCAGCUUCGUGUCCUUUGUGGGCUUGACCUUCAUAUCCCUGCAGAUCUGGUCCAAGCUCCUGGCCGUCUCUGGAAUCCUCACCAUGGCCCUUGCCCUCCUGGGCUGCGUCGGGGCCCUCAAGGAGCUCCGCUGCCUCCUGGGUUUGUACUUCGGGAUGCUGCUGUUCCUGUUUGCUACCCAGAUCACCGUGGGAAUCCUCAUCUCCACACAGAGAACCCUGCUGGAGCGAAAAGUGCAAGAAAUGGUGUUGGAGACUAUCCAAAACUACAGCGCCGACCCAGAAGAGACGGCGGCUGAGGAGAGCUGGGACUACGUGCAGUUCCAGCUGCGUUGCUGCGGCUGGAAUUCUCCACAGGACUGGUUCCAGGUCCCCAGCCUGAAAAGCAACGAGUCGGAUGAGUCCCGCGUGCCCUGCUCCUGCUACAACUCGUCGUCGACCAAUGACUCCGCAAUCUUCGAUAAGAUCUUCUUUCCCCAGCUCGGCCGGCUCGGGCCGCUGGCGCGUCCCAGACGCUAUACGGACUUCUGCUUGAUGCCUGCAAACAGACACAUCUACAGCGAGGGCUGCAAGCGGAGCCUCCAGAAAUGGCUGCACAACAACCUCAUCUCCAUAGUGGGCAUCUGUCUGGGCAUCGGUCUACUCGAGCUCGGCUUCAUGACGCUCUCGAUCUUCCUGUGCAGGAACCUGGACCACGUCUACGACCAGCUCGCGCAAUACCGCUAG
Messenger RNA from Orycteropus afer afer, 846 nucleotides. RefSeq names its product CD37 molecule (gene CD37). Gene Ontology annotation, cellular component: membrane. The coding region runs from base 1 to 846 and encodes 281 amino acids. The transcript has 8 exons. Lineage: Eukaryota; Metazoa; Chordata; Mammalia; Tubulidentata; Orycteropodidae. The record is from RefSeq and is a predicted model, not a curated record.